CCCUGCCCUCAGACAAGCGGGGCGGAGGCACGGGACAGUGGCUGCCCGCUGGGACCGGGGAAGCGGCGCUGUCUCUGGCCGGAGGGAAGAAAGGGGUGCCGCGGAGAGGACGGAAGGAGAGGGAAUGUUUUGUUUGUUCUCAAACGCUGGAUAUGCUGGGUCAAUGAACUGUUACUCCAGGAAGCAGAGCUGAGAGGACAAACUGAGAAGACAUUAUUGUGAUGGCAAGCAGGAAUGCAACACUCUCCCAGAAGUCUCUCAUCUAGAGAAACAUGCAAGAAAGCAACCUUUGUGACUCUUUAAACCACUGACUGUAACCCGGUCCAGGUUUGUCAGUGUCUGCUGAAAAAGACUUCUAGAACUUUAAAGCAGGCUACAAGACUGUCCUCAGCAAGAUCCAAGAACUUCCCAGACUCUUUACCAGCCCUACACACAAAACAAGAUGAUUGAUCUAAGCUUCCUGACAGAGGAGGAACAAGAGGCAAUAAUGAAGGUGCUGCAACGGGAUGCAGAGCUUAAAAGAACUGAAGAAGAGAGAGUCAGGCAUUUACCAGAAAAAGUCAAAGACCAUGUUCAGCUGAAGAAUAUGAGUGGGCAGUGGUUUUAUGAGGCCAAGUCAAAGAGGCACAGGGAUAAGAUCCAUGGAGCAGAUAUUAUCAGAGCUUCCAUGCGCAGGAAACCUGCCACCAUUGCUGAAGUGGGUCACAACAAAACAAGCAAAGCAAAGAUCAGCUGGGUGAACAAUGUUAAUAAAGAAGUGUUCGUGCCACCAGAUCUACAUGGCAUUGAGGAGCAUCAAGAAGAAGAGCAACAGAAAACUAGUUGGAGUUCUAAAGAAGUAAACCCUGUGUUAAACAAGCCAGAGGAAAGACCUGUGAAGGCAGCAGUCUCAUCAGUAAGGCAAAGGAGAAAUCCAUUUAAUUCCACUGUAUCAGAUGAUAACUUGAACAGUGUGGAAUCGGAAGACAGACCAGUCAUCAUGCCUCAGCUAUCAAAGAAGGAAAUUUGGUCACUCCCAGAAGACAGCCCACCUAAAUCAAACUUACCAAAUGAUGAAACAGAUAAACCUGAGAAGCCUUCCACAGAAUUUACUGAUGAACCACAGAAGGAGCUAGCUAAGCGUCCUGUCCCAAAAGCUAGGAAACUAAUUCACAAAGCAGCAGAUUCUCAAAGAGAAGACCUUGUUCCCAAACCAACCAAGCAGACCGAGAGGGUUAAUGGCAUUGGUACCCCACCCAGGGGCAUUCUGAAGCGCAGCUCAAGCUCAAGUUCCACUGACUCAGAAGUUCGGGUCAGUCAGACGUUAGAUAUUCAGAAAAAGAAUGGUCUUGCAACUGCAACUAUUUUUGAAGGAGAAGGUGAGAAGAACUCUUUUAUAGAAGAAGCAGAAAACUCCACACAAAAUUCACUGGAAAAACUGAAACAAGUGAGGUUUUCAUCUAGCUCAGGUAAAGGAAAACCUCUGCAAAGCCCACAGCUACACCAUGGUAAAGAAAAAGGAGAGCAUGAUAUCUUAAAACUUGACAAAAAAAAGAAUAGUGAAAAUUAUGCUGUUCAAUCAGAUUCACUUGGGGAUAAGCAAAUUUCUGUUGCAAAGCCUUUGGGAACCUAUUCAUCAACUUUAAAAAUGAACACAAUAGAUGGCUUACAAGAAGACACAUCUGCAUCCAGCCCUCAUGACAGUAACAGAUCAGACUUCCCACUUAGUGAAAGCUUCCAGACAGAUACAGUUACUCCCAAGAAACAUGAAACUCCACAGAAGACCUCCAGAAAUAUCCUAUCAAAUCACAAUAAUGAACGGAGUGUUGAUGAGACACAUGAAAAAAAAUCCAACCAGAUCUUGAGCCAUGAAUCAGAGUCACACAGAAACUUUACUGAUGGACAUCAACUUUCUGCUGAAACAGAAGGACAUGAGGUGUCCAAUACCCAUUCUACAAGUCUUCAACAAGGUAAGCCUGAUCUUGUUGAGGAGAGAGAUGCUAAAACCAUUUUCAAGCCUGGCAAGCAUGCUGAUGAACUCAUGAAAGAGGACGAUGAAUCUGUGUCUAAAGUUUUAGACUGGUUUAAAAGAAGUUCUAGUACUGAAGAUGAGGAAGAUGUAUCAACAAAGUCCCAAGGCAGGGCGCCCAGAGAGGCAGUGGAUGUGUCAAUGAGAACAGCAGUUCUUCCUACAAAGCACAGUGGGCCUGGUGUGCAUGGAAAAACAGAAGAUACAGAAGAGACACCAUUUGGAAAGAUUAAACAACAGAGCAGAAUUUCAUCUACAUCCUUUACUUCAGAAAACAUACAGCUGAUAAAGGAGAGAGUGAAGCCUAAGACAGGGGAAGCAAAUGAGAAGCAAAAUGAUAAAUUGCUGACUGAAUUUGAUUGUAUGAGAGUUGAAGAAAAAGAACAUGGUCAAGAAAUCAAACAACAAAAUAAAAAAUCAAAUCUCUUGGACCAUCAAGGGCACAAGCUUCCAGCUCAGAAAUUUGAAUCAGAGAAGGCAAUACAAGAAAAAAGAAGAAUAAGGGAGAUCAGAGCAUUCUGGGAAAGGGAUAAAACUAUCCCCAGUCAUGGAGAGAAAGAAGUUAGUAUCAAUGCUGAUGUUUCAGGUGGCCAUGCAUUAACAGGUCUCAGUGAAAGUGACCAGCUAAAGAGAUCUGCAGUGUAUCUUCCCAAGGCAUUGCACAAUCCGAGCAAGAAUACAUUGAGAAGUCCUGAAGUAAGUUGUGCAAGCAGGGCUUCAAGAAACAAAAGUUACCAUUCUUUUGAAUCAGGACCAAGCCAUGCAUUUGGAAAGCCAGAAGGGACACUUCAAUCUGAUGAACUUCCAAAAGCCAGUAACUUGCAUCCCAGAGCUGGUGUCACUUCAGCUUCCUCAAAAAGCAAAGAUGAAGAUGAGAAGAAAACUCUUAAAGGGAAAGUUGCAGCUUCUUCCCAACAGAAGCCCAGCUUCCAGGUUUUGUCUUUGAAAGAAAAGAUGAAUGAAAAGUCCAAGAAUCAAAUUUUAGAUCCUUCACACUUCCAGAGUCUGAGAAACUUCUGGGAUACUGGAGUUAAAUUCCAAAGUAGCAUUGACAGGGAAGAUGAUUCUUUGCCAAAUAAUACUAGAUCAAUAACCUAUGAAAGAAAAUCAAAGGAAGAUAAAAAAGGCAGAGAUAAUGUGAGCAAGCAAGGGUUGAUUCAACAACAAACCCAAAUAUCUGAGAGAGAAAAACCAACAAAACUAGAUUCUGAGGUAUGCAAAAAGUCUUUAGGAUCUCCUAUCCUAAAAGGUCUGAAUGUGACACACACAAAAAAUACAGACUUUCUUCAGCUGGACAGACAACCAGUUAUCCCAAAAUCUCAGGAAAAGAUAGAUUUUCCAGAGCAAGAAGUUAGAGAAUGUACAGAAAAAAACAUUGUUUCAUCAAAAUAUCAUAAUGUAUCCUUGCAGCUCCAGUCACCUGGUGGUAAAGAUACUUUAAAAGAGACAGUAGUAGGUGAUAAACUAUAUUUACCUAUAGAAAAAGGGGGAAACAAGACUACUCCUUUGGAUAAAGAGGAAGUUGCAGCGACUGUGGAUAAAGUUGUUCUACCUGCAGGUUCUGAAGAAGAAUUAAACCCUGUUUUGAUGGCUUUGAAAAGGAGUGCAGAUAGGAAAAAGCCUUCCAAAAGUCUAGAGGACAUUCCAUCAGCCACCUCAAAUAAAGAAAAAAUAAAUAAACCAAAGGAAGAAUUAGUUCUUAGUGCUGAAGAUGGUCCGAAACCUGAUCAGCAUCAAGAGAGGACUGAAAAUGCAUCAGAAAUUUCCACAGUGACUUCACAGCCUGAUAAACCAUUUUCCAACCCUGAAAAACUCAAGGGACUGAGCAAGUCGGUACCAUCAUUCUUACAGGAAGAGAGUGAUGACAGAGAGACAGAUACAACAUCAGAAAGCAGUUAUUCCUUUGGCAGAAUCAAGAAGAGUCCCAGCUCUCUAACCAAUCUUAGCAGCUCUUCUGGCAUGGCCUCCUUAUCCUCUGUGAGUGGCAGCCUAAUGAGCAUCUACAGUGCAGACUUUGGCAAUGUGGAUGUGAAGGGGAACAUUCAGUUUGCCAUUGAUUAUGUGGAGCAGCUGAACGAGCUCCACAUCUUUAUUUGCCAGUGUAAAGACCUGGCAGUGGCAGAUAUUAAGCGACAGCGUUCAGACCCGUAUGUAAAGACCUACCUGCUUCCAGAGAAAUACAGACUGGGCAAACGGAAGACAUCUAUCAAAAAGAAAACUUUUAAUCCAGUCUACAAUGAAAUACUGCGGUAUAAAAUUGAGAAGGAGCUCCUAAAGAAUCAAAGCCUCAAUAUCUCUGUCUGGCACAAUGAUACCUUUGGUAGGAAUAGCUUCCUUGGUGAAGUGGAGUUGGAUUUAGGAGCUUGGGACUGGAAUGAUCCAUCCAAUAAGCAGAUCAACUGGUUUCCUCUCAAGCCAAGGACUUCAGCAAUAACACUUAAUCUAGAAAACAGAGGGGAGAUGAAACUAGCCCUCCAGUAUGUCCCACAUCCAAUUGGAGGAAAGAAGACUCUAUCUACUGGUGAGGUCCACAUCUGGGUGAAGGAAUGCCACAACCUCCCUCUUCUGAGAGGCAAUAGGCUCAACUCUUUUAUUAAAUGUACCAUUCUUCCAGACACCAGCAGAAAAAGUCGCCAGAAAACAAGGACAGUUUCAAAAACUACAAACCCGGUGUUCAACCACACCAUGGUCUAUGAUGGCUUUAGACCAGAAGAUUUGAAAGAAGCCUGCAUAGAACUCACAGUCUGGGAUCACAACAAACUAGCAAACCACUUUCUGGGAGGCCUCCGGAUAGGCCUUGGAACAGGCAAAAGCUAUGGAACUACAGUAGAUUGGAUGGAUUCUACUUCAGAAGAAACUGCCCUUUGGGAGAAGAUGAUGAACUCUCCAAACACGUGGAUAGAAGAUACACUACCUCUCAGGAUGCUUAUGGUGGCAAAAUUGACAAAAUAAGGUGGAUUUUAUUUGUUAGUAUCAAAAAGAAACCUUGGGAAUUAAGUUGAAAGCAUGGGGGUGGAACUUGGAAAAGGAACACAUUAGUAGCUUUUUUGACAGUUUCUGCUCUGUUACUGUUCUGGUUUUGUGCUGUCAAAUGCCACUUUGUAUUUCAAACAUCUGCUUGCUGAUCGUUAUGUAAAUUGUAGGGAUUUUUAAAUUUCUUAUUCACUGAAAACAACUUCAAGAAAGAAGGUGCUUACAGAAAUCAGUGUUAGAGGUAGCUGUGAUACCUGGAUUACUAUGUUGUCUAACUGAAACAUUUCUGAUCCCUUAAAUUAUCCCAAUAACCAGCAGAAAUAUAAGAGCAAGUCAACUGUUUCUGUACAUUGCUUGGAUUGUUCUUGAAGUCUUACUGGUAAGACAGCAACAUUAGUGUUAAAGUUCAUUGGUAUGUAUUUGUAUCCUCAUUAUGCCAUGUUAGAUCUCACCAGCAUGGAACAUGGGCAUGAAGAAUUUAGAUUUUUGAAAGCUCCUCUAGUUGUAAUAGUACAUUUCUAGGACAUGAAAGUUACUUCCCCAAUGAAAGAAGCAUGUCAUGAAGUGUCACUGUUGACGUCCUAUUCUACAAGGUGAAGAGGAAUUAGUUCCAAUGUACUGUAAAAAAUCAGGGUUAUAAAAGGUUUGCUUUAUACAUGUGUUAAUCAUCUUGCUAGCAUAAAAUACUUAGUCUUAAGUGCUGAAGAUGUGAAGGUGAAACUUUUUUUAUUCCAGUGCUACUCCAAAGGAUCUAAAUGUGCCAGUUUUAGUGAUGGCAAGGAUGUUGGGUAUUUAUCCUCCAAAGUGCACUUGUUUGUACCUGUAUCCAUUAGUUUGGGUUUUUUUGCAAGAAGUGAACUUACCUGUGCUUCAGUGCCGCCGUUAGGAGACUGGGAGGACUGUGGUGGGCUUUGCUUAGUUUUGAGGCAUAGGAAAUAAGACUGGAGUUUUUAACUUGUAGAAAUGCAUGCUACUGGUAGAUAAAUACGUGAAAUACAAAAUAUAUUCCUUUUGUUUCCUUUUUUUUUAAUAAAUGCAGCCUAUUUAAACUAAAUAGGAAUUCAGUUUUUAUUAAAUUCCAGUGGUUUAUGUUAGCCAUUCAGCAUGCAAUAUAACAAAAUGCAGACAGAA
Messenger RNA from Pyrgilauda ruficollis (rufous-necked snowfinch), 6112 nucleotides. RefSeq names its product synaptotagmin like 2 (gene SYTL2). The transcript has 20 exons. Gene Ontology annotation, cellular component: plasma membrane; exocytic vesicle. Gene Ontology annotation, molecular function: small GTPase binding; neurexin family protein binding. The record is from RefSeq and is a predicted model, not a curated record. Bases 443 to 4960 code for a protein of 1505 amino acids. NCBI's taxonomy places the organism in Eukaryota, Metazoa, Chordata, Aves, Passeriformes, Passeridae. Gene Ontology annotation, biological process: intracellular protein transport; exocytosis.